UGGGCAGGAAUGAAUCACGUGAUGUCAGGUAAAGAUCUAGAGGCCCGUCAAUCAAUUUCAAAAACCGAGACAAAUCCCAGGUAUAAAACCUCUUGACACCUUUGAAACACGGUUAAAACACUGUAAACUGUAUCCAUAUACAUACGUUCUUGUUCAAAUAGCAAACCAUGGAGAAAGAUUCUUCUUUAGAUAGAAUUACCUUAUCUCUAUCCAAAUUAAAGACAGAGCUGAUGGAGAUGAGAAGUCAAGAUGUUAAACUGAUGAAACAGUUGAUAUCUAUUAAUACCACUAUUGGUUCCAUGACAAACGGAAAGCACAGAAAUCCUGUACUAAGAAGUGCUAGCGUCAGCUCGCUGAACCGCCGGAGUGUGGACAAACUCAGCAACAGAAGAAGUGCCGAGGUGAUGUGCAACCUGAAGAACCCUCUGGUUCGACACAGAAGCGCUCCAAUCAUGGUCGAAGAUAGAAAAGAUGACCAGAAUUUAGACAUUGAAAUUUCGGAAGAUGCCGGUGCCAGCAGUUUGCCAGAAUCAGCAAAUGACAUUGCAUCCCUGUGUAGUUCUGCAUCAUCACUCGCGUCAGCCAAUCAACUGUCUCCAUCAUACCUCCGGCCACUUCCGGAGGAGGAGGAUACAGACGACAGAAUGUAUUAUGGAAUCUUAAUGAAAAACAUCAAACUCUGGAAAUACUCUGCGGAAUCUAUUAAUAGUUCAGAAAGCGACAGCUCGUUUGACAGUUAGUGGAGUUUCGGAGUGAUUAGCAAUUUUAAUUUAUGUGGUUUUGUGGGAGGGAAGUGAAUCAUGUGCAAUAUUGACAACUGUGACCCAACACGUCACUUCUGUUCGUUACUAUACUUUCUCCCAAACUCUACCAUUCAGUGAUUGGAAAGGAAAUGUUUCAACCUCAUUUUCCUUGAUACUUGAAUUUGGAGGUACGGAUACGCUUAUUUUAAGUUGUUUCAUUACAUUAAGUAAUAAGUAGACUUAAGUGUUCAAGUGAUUUCUCAUGUGCUUAUCUUGACUUGUUGUGUCGCGUUACGUAGACAUAUUUCUCAUAGGUUUCUCUUCAAUUGUUUCGCCGCGAUACGUAGACUUUAAAAGUGCUCAAACGAUUUCUUAGAGGUUUAUUCAGUGCUAUUAAAGUUAUUUCUUAUAAUUUCUUUUGAAUUGUCGCGUGUAGACUUGAGUGUUCAAGUUAUUUCUCACAGGGUUCUCUUGAAUUGUCGCGUUACGAAGACUUAAGUGUUCAAGUUUUUUCUUAUAAUUUCUUUUGAAUUGUCGUGUUACGUAGAGUAGAGGGCUCAAGCGAUUUCUUACAAAAUUCUCUUGAAUUGUCUCGUCGCGUUACGUAGAUUUCAGGGCUCAAGCGAUUUUUUUCAUAUGCUUCUCUUGACUUGCCUUAUCAUAUAACUUGGUACGCAAGCUAGAUCUCUUUAUCAAACAAUUUAAAACUAGUGCAGAAUUAUGAUUGAUUUGAAAUGGUAGUGAAAACAGAGAUUUAAAUUCUUUUCUUUGAUGUUUUUUUCAGUGACGUAUGCAGAUACCUAACUCGGGUGGAAGAAGUUGGUUGUGAUGAAUGGCUUUACACGGAGAAACCUGACGUGGGGUGGAAAGAACAGUUUGAUGGGGAGAAUUACUACUCAGUCUUGAAUUAAUGUGUGCAAUACUCUGAAAAAAAUGUUUCUGAAAUAUACAUGUCUGUAUACUCUAAGUGAAUAAAUACAUAUUCAUUUA
This is a messenger RNA of Ostrea edulis (European flat oyster), 1733 nucleotides long. RefSeq lists its product as uncharacterized. Bases 168 to 740 code for a protein of 190 amino acids. The record is from RefSeq and is a predicted model, not a curated record. The transcript is spliced from 3 exons. Lineage: Eukaryota; Metazoa; Mollusca; Bivalvia; Ostreida; Ostreidae.